Messenger RNA from Xenia sp. Carnegie-2017, 1309 nucleotides. Its product is annotated as dnaJ homolog subfamily C member 27-like. Gene Ontology annotation, biological process: cellular response to insulin stimulus. The record is from RefSeq and is a predicted model, not a curated record. The transcript has 8 exons. Gene Ontology annotation, molecular function: GTP binding; GTPase activity. Lineage: Eukaryota; Metazoa; Cnidaria; Anthozoa; Malacalcyonacea; Xeniidae. Gene Ontology annotation, cellular component: Golgi apparatus; insulin-responsive compartment; recycling endosome. Bases 107 to 601 code for a protein of 164 amino acids.
ACAAAGAACAACUUUGUUGUUCUUGACAACGCGUAGUCAAUAACCUGUACUUUGACAUUCGUGCGAUACAAAUAGUUAACUACAAAUUUUUUCCAGUUGUCAGAAUAUGAAUGGUCAAUUGACGAACAAGAUAAAAUCAACGCGAGAAAUAAUUGGGCCGUUGUUUUGGCUCAAGAUUGUUGGUCUUGGAAAUGAAGGAGUCGGUAAAAGCAGUUUAAUUCGAAGCUUUUGCGACAAAAAAUUUUCCAAAUCUUAUAACGAAACAAUCGGAGUUGAUUAUGGUUUUAAAAUACACGAGUUGGAAGGAGUAGAAUAUCGCCUGAACUUCUGGGAUUUUGGCGGAAAUGAUGAAUAUCAUAUGAUAAGAACACAGCUUUAUAAAGAUACUAAGGGAUGUAUGCUAAUAUUUGAUGUUAGCAACAAGGACUCAUUUAUAAGACUGGAUAAAUGGCUGGAAGAGUUCCACAACAACGGUGGAAAAGGAGCUGUGGUUGCAGUAGUUGGUAAUAAGGAAGACAACAUGGGUUUUUCACUCAUCUGUAAUAUGCGCCAUGUGUAUAGUUUGUUUAACAAAGCUACGUAUUGCAUGUUGCAGGUCUAGUAUGUUCAACAAAGUGUGACAGAAUGAAAAGACAAGUUAGCAUUGAUGAAGGAAAGAAAUGGGCAACAAUGAAUGGGUUUAAAUAUUAUGAGACAUCAACUGCAACAAGAUUGGGUGUAAAAGAAAUGCUGGAUGGGCUUUUGAAUACAAUUGUUGAAAAAAGAAUGAUCAAACCUAAAUGGAUUGGAGAUGAAAAUAAACCUAAUGUGGCAAACUAAAAUUAUAUGAGUGUCAUUAAUAGUACACAAGGGUCAUAUGACUUACGAAAAAUGGGAGAUCUUCACAUUGUAAAUUCUUGGUGCAAUCAACAUUAUUUUUCAUCAUAACAUUUUUUGAAGUUUAUGUACAACAUGCUCCUUGAACAUGCAUUGUAUGAUUGAAAAAGGUUGAACAUGCAUUGUACAUGUUAGACCUUGUUCAAGAAAAAAACGCACCUUGUGAUAAUGAGUACAGUAAUCACACCGAUGACAUUCCUCUUUUUUUAAAUCAAGAGUCUUGCUAUCAUCCAUUUUUCGCUACUUUAAAGUAAUGAUUUCUGAAUCUGUUGUGAAUUUCCCUUAAAUUCUUAUCAAUGUUGAGAUUGUCACUUUUCUAAUAAAAUACAAACAAGAAAGUAUGGUUACAUAAAGCCACAAUUGAGAAAACUAAAUGUUGUUUGUGCAUAUUGCAUUUCAGGUAUUAAAACCAUAAUAAAAUAUAUUGUAAUUA